CAGACUGCCAGAUGGUCAACAAGGCAGAAGCAGACAUCUUUGCAGAAGCCAUUCUUCUACGGUAGAAGGACAAUCUACCCGGUGUGUGCAGAGCCACAUUGCGCACCACCAUUCGACCAUCCAACUUCAAGCUUUGGUAGGACAGGUUCUGGCCAUUGGUAGGAAUUUGCAAGGGCAUCCCACGAGCAUGCAGAAAGCUAGUCUGCCGAAUUCCAGGUAUGCUUUGAGAGAAUCGAUUCCUGCUCUGGACCAGUAGUCUGUUGGCAUCGCAGGCGUUGAAUGAGAUGAGGUGCAUUGAUACAGUCCCUAGUCCUGAUCUGCAUUACUGAAGUGCAAGAUGGAAACCGGCAGUCUUGUCUGAAAGGAAACCCUUCAACCCAGAAGGAUCUGGCAAGAGGGGUGAGCAAAAAGACGCAAUCUCUGAAGAAGGUCCACGAGGUUUCAUCUUCCGGGAGCACAAGAUGGCUCCGACGAGACAGAAUUCAGCCUGCAGCAGGGUGGACACGGGCCUGAAGGGCGUUCUUGCGGGUGCCCCCGAAGAACAAAGUCAGGCUGGAAGGCCCUCGGCGGGCACCAUCGUUGGAAAGGCUUCUGCGGCGACAACGCAAUUCUGCAGAUUGGUUCGACGGGGAUGUGAAGAUGCGACUCAAGCGCGGGAUCAAGUCAGACUAUGUCAGAAGGACUUGGCCAAGAGGCCGCCCUGGGGAAGCGGGCUCACGCCUGGCAAACAGCAGCGCAGCACGCCCCUUCGCGUUGGCCCCCCCAGCCGCCACAGCAGAAGCUCCUUGGCUGCCCACCCCCACUGCACCCACGCAGCAGAAACCCCCGGAGAAGCAGCUCUUUCAACAAAGCGGACUCUGUCAUUUGUGCCAGCGCCAGCACAGCUCGACGACGCGUCCGCACCCCAGGGGCCCACGCUGAGCAGGUCUGCCGGAGCUGCAGAAGGAGAAGAGGCGAUAUGGCCGCCGCACCAUGGGGUACAGGGAUCGGCGGUGGCGGCCAAGCAGACCAAGAAGCAGAUGGGAGACGUACACAUUGCGGGAAAGCAAUUGGCACAGGUCGAUCCGGGUCAGGCAAAUGCCGCCUCCCUCGCCCCGUCGUCCCCUCGCUCCCCCCUCGACCUCUGCACGCCUCAGACUGACGUCAGCAGAGCGGUCGCCGACUCGCCCCCGGUCCCCGCCACUGCGCAGCAGACAGGAGCCAGUGGAGAAGCCGACGCCAAGCACCGCGCGCCCCUCGAGGCGAAGCUCGCGCAGGCGCAGGCGGAGCGGGCCACGCUGCAGGCGGCGCUGGAGAAGAAGCCGAGGUUUAAAGAAAGCCAUACGGUGCGGCAAAGAAGUCGCUCCGCCUUUUCUAGCAAAUAUCGCGGCCGCCCCUGGAUGCGCAACGAGCGGGACGACGCGGAGGCGCGUGCCCAGGCGGCGCUGGAGAGCGCACGCGCGGAGCUGAGCAUCGCCGCUACUGAGAAGGAGGAGGCGCAGACGCGCGCGCGGGCAGAGGCGCUCAAGCGCCAGCAGACGGAGGCAGAGGUCGAGAGCAUGGCCCGCGAGUGCGCGGCUCUGCGCGCCUCCCUGACGGAAGAGCAGGCAGCGCGGGCUGCGGCGGCAGAGGGAGCGGAGGGCGAGCGCGAGCGCGGCCGCGAGGACGCCGACGUGGCGCUGCACGCGUCCGCCGAGACCAUCGCGCGGCUGGAAGGAGAGUUGGCGCGCGCGCGGAGCGACGCGGCGGCUGCGGCAUGCAAGCUGGAGGAGGUGGCGGCCAAGGCGCAAGCGCUCGCCACACAGCUCGAGCAAGCCCAAGUUGCAAGCCGCCAGUCCCUCGCCGACGCCGCCGCAACUGCGUCGAAAGAGCGCGCAUCGGCCCGCGCGCUCGUUGCCGCGGCAGAGGCGCGGCUUGCCGCGGUCGACAAGAAGGCGGCCGCCGCUGAGCAGGAGGCGGCUGAGGCGCGCGCACUCCUGGACAGUGAGAAAGCGCGAGCGACGCUUAUGGAGGAGCAGCUCGAACAGUUGGAAGCUCGCCGCUUGGAGGCCCUUGAGCUUGCAGAGAAGGAGGCCGCGCGGCUCGCGCAAGUGGAGGCAAGCUUGGUCCAGACCGAGGCUUCGCUCGCGCUCGCGCGCGGUGAGGAGGCGAACGCGCGCGCGCAGGAGCGCGAAGCAGAGCUUGUCAAGGAGAUCGAGGAGCUGCGCGCCGCCGAGGUCAAGUGGACGGAGAGCAACGCGCGGUUGGAAGCGGAGAUGGGCAGGCGCCUGAAGGCCGACGCCAAGGCCUCGAACGAGGAGGCGCGGCGCCGCAAGGUGGAGCAGCGGCUGGCGGACGGCGAGAACGCGCGCGCAUACCUGGAGAGUAAGCUCCGCGAGGCAGAGGGCAUAACGCGCGCGGCGGAGGCGGCCUGGGAGGAGAGCGAGGCCAAGAGGCAGGCGCUGAAUGACGAACGCGGCCAGUGGAAGGUCGCUGAGUGCAAGCUCGAGGAGCAGGCCGCGAAGCGCGAGGCUGCAGAGUCGAUGGUGAAGGCCGCGACCGCGCGCGCCGAAGACGCGGAGCGGAAGCUGGAGGAGGCCCGGGAGCAGCUCGCGCACAAGGUGACCAAGAGUACCCAGUCCCUCACCGCGAGCAGCGCCCGCGUCGCCGAGCUGGAGGCGGAGCUGUACCGGGCGCGAGCGGCCCACGUGGCCCUCGAGACCAAGUGCGCGACGGCGGCCGCGCGCGUGGCUGAGCUGCAAGAGACCGUCGCCGAUAAGGAGGCGGACAUUGCGGAGGGGAGCCGAGUGAUCCAGGAACUGAUGGCGCAGCUGAGCGAGCUCACCUCCGAUAACAUAGCGGAAGAGCGGCGGCUGAGGGACGAGGUGACGCGCGCGCAGGCGGAGGUCGCCAAGCUGAAGCGCGCGCUGUUAACGGCUCAAACCGCCCUGAAGAAGGCUUCCGCGCACCCCUCCAAGUCUAACGAAGAGCUGGAGCGGGAGAACUCGAAGCUCAAGCAAGAAAACACGAAGCUGCAGACGGCGGCUGACGUGGCAGCGGUCGCGGAUGCCGCGGAUCGGCGCGCAUUCAAGGCGCACCUGGAGACCGAGCGCGAGCACGGGGAGACGCUGAUCGAGCAGCUGCGCGUCAAGAACGAAGAAGUGGACAGCCUGGAAGCGGAGGUCCUGUUCCUGAAACAGCAGCAAAAUGAAACCUCCAACUACCGGGAGUUGCGCGCGUACACUAUGUUGCACGAGCUGGGGGGCAAGAUGAACGAGAUCCGCCACAAACUGACCCAGUUGCUCGUGUCCUUUCAAGAGCCCGGACCAUCUUCCGCCCACUCCCUCGCCUUCAUCCACGACGAGCUUGCGCGCCUGCGCGCCUCCCUAGACGCCGAGCACGAGGAGGACAUGGACGUGGCGGGCCCUAGCUCUUCCCAUCCCCCGGCCUCUCCGCAGCAAGGGGCGCCGGAUAAGUCGGUCAACGACACAGAGGUUGGCGACUGCGGCCUCACCGGCUGGGGGGAAGUGGACGAUGCGAUUGUUCUGGUGGAUACCGGAUCCGACGCCGUGGAUGCGGCUUAGAGAAACCUAUUCUAAAUAACCGGCGGCUGUUUGAGACGGCGCGGAUUCGCUUGAGGCCUAAUUUCUUGUGAUGCAAAGGACGGGAUAAACUGUGAUUAUACUUUUUCGUCGUGUUGGAUAGUCAGACUAGGCAAGUUUACGGAAGAGAGAUCGUAGAAGAGGACGCGUGAGCCACGUGCAUCGAAGUGGGGUACCACAAGUCAGACGUGUUACAAAGUUGAUUCCGUUGCUCUGUGCUGAUCCGCAGCCGGAGCGGAGAGGAGCUGGUGACAAGCGGCAACUGCUUUCCAAAUUUGCAUCAAUCUGCAUAGUAGUUCCUAACACGUUGUGAGGUUUUGGGCGCAGUGGCAGACCUUAAGUGAUAAAAGAGAGCAGGUUUCAAAAAGAUCGAAAGGUUCUUGUUCAUAGGGGGUGAUUAUAGGGUUACCGAAGCCAGUCUGCACGCCGUCAAGGACUCGAGCAAGUCAGAGAUCCUCCAAAGCUCAACAUAAGCUUUCAACCGCAAGGACCGUCAAGCCGUCACUGGAAGCGUCAGAUCAGACAAGAGCCCAACCAGCCGGCCGGCAGCAAGAGUUUUAAAAUAGCAACUAUAGGUACUAAUAGGUUGACCUAGAUUUGACUCUUUAUCAUACAUAGGUAUAUUUGGUCAUAUCUCAUAGAAAUACACUAACUUGAUCAAUCCGUAAGCCAUUUGCAUGAGAAUGAUUAUUCGCA
Molecule: messenger RNA, 4256 nt
Organism: Klebsormidium nitens
Lineage: Eukaryota; Viridiplantae; Streptophyta; Klebsormidiophyceae; Klebsormidiales; Klebsormidiaceae
Source: the annotation of a GenBank genome assembly